AUGAAUAAGUUUAAUUCUUCAACAAUUAGUCAUUUAUUUAAUAAUAAUUACAAUAAUUCAUCAUCAUUAACUUCGUCAUUUAAUUUGUUAAAUAUCAAUGAGUUUUUAAAUUUAAAUUAUACAAUAUCUUUAUAUAAACAAGCUUCAUGGUUGCAAAUUAUAAUUACAACAGUAUUCUUAAUUUUAACUUAUGAUCAGAUUAAAUACCAAUUAAAUAAAGGUUCAAUCGCUGGUCCAAAAUAUAAAGUUUGGCCAAUUAUUGGACCAUUUUUAGAAUCAUUAGAUCCAAAAUUUGAAGAAUAUAAAUCAAAAUGGGAUUCGGGUGAUUUAAGUUGUGUUUCUAUUUUUCAUAAAUUUGUUAUAAUUGCAAGUUCGAGAGAUUUAGCUAGAAAAAUUUUAUCUUCACCAAAAUAUGUUAAACCAUGUGUUGUUGAUGUUGCUAUUAAAAUUUUAAGACCUUCAAAUUGGGUUUUUUUAGAUGGUAAAGCUCAUACUGAUUAUAGAAGGUCUUUAAAUGGUUUAUUUUCAAAAAAAGCUUUAGAAAUUUACAUUCCGGUUCAAGAAAAAUACAUGGAUUUGUAUUUGAAAAAAUUUAUCAGCUAUGAUAAACCAAAAGAAUUCUUUCCAGAAUUUAGAGAGUUAUUAUGUGCUUUAAGUUUAAGAACAUUUUGUGGUGAUUAUAUAACUGAAGAUCAAAUUGCUUUAAUUGCUGAUAAUUAUUAUAGAAUAACUGCUGCUUUAGAAUUAGUCAAUUUUCCAAUAAUUAUUCCUUAUACAAAAACAUGGUAUGGUAAAAAAAUUGCUGAUGAAACAAUGAAAAUUUUUGAAAAAUGUGCUUCAAUGUCAAAAGUUCAUAUUAAUGAAAAAAAUGGUGAUCCAAAAUGUGUUAUGGAUGAAUGGAUUUUCUUAAUGAAAGAAGCUAGAGAAAAACAAUUAGAUGAUCCUGAAUCAAAAUUAUUAGUUAGAGAAUUUUCAAAUAGAGAAAUUUCUGAAGCUAUUUUCACAUUUUUAUUUGCUUCACAAGAUGCAAGUAGUUCAUUAGCUUGUUGGUUAUUUCAAAUUGUUGCAGAUAGACCAGAUGUCGUUGCCAAAAUUAGAGAAGAACAAUUAAGAGUUAGAAAGAAUGAUCCAAACGUUAAAUUAUCAUUAGAUUUGAUUAAUGAAAUGCAUUAUACUAAUGAUGUCGUCAAAGAAUCUUUAAGAUAUAGACCACCAGUUUUAAUGGUUCCUUAUGUUGUUAAACAAAAAUUUCCAGUUACUGAAAAUUAUACUGCUCCAAAAGGUUCAAUGAUUAUUCCAACUUUAUAUCCUGCUUUACAUGAUCCUGAAGUUUAUGAUGAACCAGAUUCCUUUAUCCCUGAAAGAUGGGAAAAUGCAACUGGUGAUAUGUAUAAAAGAAAUUGGUUAGUUUUUGGUACCGGUCCACAUGUAUGUCUUGGUAAAAACUAUGUGUUAAUGUUAUUUACAGGUAUGUUGGGUAAAUUUGUUAUGAACUCGGAUUUAAUUCAUCAUAAAACUCCAUUGUCCGAGGAGAUUAAAGUUUUUGCCACUAUUUUCCCAAAAGAUGAUUUGAUAUUAGAAUGGAAAGCAAGAGAUUCCUCAAAAUUAUAG
Messenger RNA from Insectozyma verbasci, 1611 nucleotides. Lineage: Eukaryota; Fungi; Ascomycota; Pichiomycetes; Serinales; Debaryomycetaceae. The record is from the annotation of a GenBank genome assembly.